Molecule: messenger RNA, 4970 nt
Organism: Trematosphaeria pertusa
Lineage: Eukaryota; Fungi; Ascomycota; Dothideomycetes; Pleosporales; Trematosphaeriaceae
Exons: 5
Coding region: 185-4825 (1546 amino acids)
Biological process (GO): regulation of DNA-templated transcription
Source: RefSeq, a predicted model, not a curated record
CUCCAACACGCCUCUUCGCUCGCUGACCUGUUUACCGCACACGCAUCAAUGAGUCCUUACGUGAGCUUGGAGAGGAUUAGCGCAUCUAUGCGAUAACCCGCAUUUCUCCAGCCGCAAUCGCAGCCGUACCUACCCUUCCCAUGACGCCUGAGCUGCCUGCGCCCAAGCGAAUCGGCUCGGAGCAAUGGCCGAAGUCGUCGGCCUUGCCGCCAGCAUCCUCCAGAUAGCUGGCGCAGGCGUUAAGCUGUCCACGGCUUUGUACAACUUCGCCAGCUCGGCGAGUCGUGCGGACCGGGACGUCGCCGACAUUGCCGACGACGUGAUGCUGACAGCGAACGCUCUGGACAGCGUCGGAAAAGUCUUUGAAAAGGAGGAUGGGAAAACGGUUGUGUCUCGGAGGGCUAUCCAGGAUGCUAAUGGCCUCAUCAAGCGAUGCGAUGCUGUCUUCGGCGAGAUCCAAGAGGUGGUGGAGAAGAGGAGGAAGGUGUGCAAGGAUGGGAAGAAGAUUCUGAGCACCUUCGGCAAAUUUUCCUGGCCAUUGAAAGAGCAGAGAAUUGAGCUGCUGCGGAGAAGGCUGGAGAGCUUGAAGAAUAGUCUCAUGCUGUUGCUUCAUGUCCUGCAGCUCGCGAACGGGCAGGCCAAGGGAGAACUGGAGAAGAGCGCUCUGGAGCAAGAGCGUGAAAAGAUCCGUGAGCUCCACCAACGACAGCAAUACUCGCUCCAAGCCCUCCAAGCCUUGGAAAGCAAAUUAAGCAAAGUUUCUCUAGAGGACGAGGAGACCCUUCGUGGCUCCAAUGCGCCUUCUCGCGUCCCCACUAUCGACUUCAUGGUCAGGUCCUCGACAUCCGUCGCACCGGAAGAAGCGAAUCAAAGCGGUGCCGCCAACUCAGGUCCCACUGCCAUGGCUACGCCUCUUUCGGACGACUCCGGUACCUCCGACAGCGACGACACUGUAACUGACGAUGAGGGAGAGCACCUGACCGUUGAGGAGCUCACCAAAUGCGCGAACCAUGUGCAAAAGUUAUUGAAACGGAUCACUGUCCUCCAACAGUCGUUCGAAGCCGCGACCGCACAAUCCACAGGCCAUUAUCCCAAACAUCGCGUAAGCAAGCUAUAUCGACGCUUUUGCCGGAAGUUCGAGUCGGAGAUAGUGCUUCGCAAGGCUGCUGAUGCGGCUGCUACGGCACCCUUACAGGAGUUUGUGCCGCCGUCUAAAGCAUGGAGUGGCAUGCGGGGGGAGUCUGAGAGGACUGAGAAGAUGUUGCCCUCUAUAAGGUCGUUCACGCAAGCAGAUUUUUAUGCAAAGUCGCCUCCGCUCUUUAGCCCCUUAGGGCCGGUCACUCUGAACUCGCAGCCAGUUCGGGAAGGAGAGCCCGCUUCACGGAUAAAAUCGGAUGGUAGAGCGCAAGGGAAUGCUCGCUCCCAUUCUGCGCAACUGGCUCCGUCUGACGAGGGUACAGCUAAUCGUGAUCCCUCUGUGUUCACCUUCAAUCCGGCGAAAUCUCUUCACAUCCGGACCAACUCUGACUCUCCCCGCCAAUCGAAUGUGCCACGCUCUUCCGGCUCGUUUUCUCGUUUUGGGGAGAUCCAGUUCCCGAUUCAAUGGCCCAGAUCAAGCUUAUCAAACGGCUGGCAGGAUCCAACGAGGCCUAGCAUACAAACAAAUGAGCACGAGCAGAAGAACUCUAGCAUUCCUAUGCUUCAAGCUAGAACUCCUACUACUGAUAUCGGAGUCAAGCCUGAGUCAGGCUCAGCGCUAGAGCGGCCAUCGCACGCCACGAGCGAGUCACCACCUUCUCUUGAAGGCACUGAAGAGGACAAUCAGAGCGGCUCCGAGAUGAACGGGGACCAAACGCCCGUGGAAGGCAUGCCUAUUCACUAUACCAAAACUGGGCGGAUCAGCAAGGCUAAGAAGGGCCUUAAAGUGCACACUUGCCAAUGUGGAAAGUCUUUCACAAGAGCGGAGCAUCUCAGGCGCCACCAAAAGAACCACGGCCCGAACCAGGUACGGUGUGAUCUGUGCGGAAAAGUCUUCUUCCGAGUAGAUCUGCUACAGCGACACAGAGACAGACACAAGGACAAUGCUUGCGCUAUCAGCCCCGCUACACCAAUCCAUGAGGAUAUUGCCGCUGGAACAGGCAUGGAUGCCGUUGGUCGUCGAAUCAAACCAAUAUUGCCGACACCAACAUACUCUUCUAGCUCCAGCCUUCCUCCGCCUCGUCGUUCGCCUGAUAUUCCUCUUCCUCAGUCAUACCCUCCCGCACCGUUGCAAGCACAAGAACAUGAUGAACAUGGGCGACCGAUCUACCGACAUUCUGCAAGCCUGUGUUAUACGCCAUAUGAGUUACUACCGCAGCAGUCGGCCUACUAUCAGCACCCAUCCGUUCAGCAACAGCAGCAGCCUACACCAAACGAUUCGCUUCUACAGUCACAUCAACAGGGACCCCAAAUGAAGCACCCUCAUCAGCCUCACCCGCACAGCGCUAGAAUGGCGGGUAGCCCCAAAUCCCGCAUGCCACAGAUGCCACUCCAACGACCACCCUCCGGAAUAGGUCCCUCAUUGCCUUCCCCUUCAGGUUAUUCUCCAGGCUUUUCAUAUCCGCAUCCGACGCGGGUACAGCCACGGAUUCAACAUAGCAGCUCAGUCCAACAGGUCACUACCAGCGAUUCCAGAAACCGUGCCACUAAACAAGACCAGAGUCUCCAACCGUCGCAUACUAGGCCACGUCUCUCUCUCGAUGUUCCUUCCAAUAGUCCUCACGCCUCUCCGCAGCUGGCGUCGAACUAUGGGCGCCAGACACAACGUCCACCUUCGGAUAGGUUACCGCAUCUGGCACCUCGACCGCCUAUCGGAGAAAUCAGUAAAAUGCAGAUGGUCGGUGGGAUGGCCGGCAGUGCGACGCAGAGCGGCCCGUUCCAGCAGACCGUACAAGAUACGCACGCACAUCCUUCAUCCUUCGGGAGGGAUCCGCAUAUUAAGAGUGAAUUCGGUCGGAUGUUUUCUGGUUUGGGAAGCAGCCUAGGCACCUCAGCGCCUUCAAGCGACACCCUUUUGGCCGAGAGCGCAAAAGAGACAGUAUCAAGUUCUUCUCGAGAAAAGGAUUGGACUAAUGGUCGAUCACCUGCUGGCACUCGACCGCCGCCUGGAAUCACGAUGGAGCCGCUUGUUGGGAGCGGGUCACGAUUUAAUAACGAAGAAAGGACGCCGUCCAUGUCUGGUCCAUUUUCUAACCAUAUGGACCAGCUUGAGCAAGAGUACGAUCCACAUGAGAACCUUGGAGAUACGCCUAGGCCGCCCGUGACUCGUCCUCAUACGAAGGAGCAAAACGCUGUUACUGUGGAGACCGACGUAGGUAACGCUCGUGAGGGAGGGACUGAAGAGGCGCGUGAGAGAGAAGAAGGCGCUCCACUGCCGCGACAGGAGCGAAUAAUCACUGAACGCCCCCGGUCAUUAUCUCCCAUGCCAAUGCCCCCAUCCAUAUCAGAUGAGAAGUCAGAUUUCUCAAAAGAAUUCGAACUGCACGAUGACAGGUCUCUGGAUUUAGAUUUGGGACAAGAUGAGGGAAUCGAGAGUGCAUCUCCGCAGUACAAGUGCCUCUACCCACCUUGUACAUACGCCUCCGCGCGACAGUCGAACUGCAAGCAGCAUAUGGAGAAGGCACACGGCUGGGAGUAUGCCCAUCGCGAUCGUACCCCUCCUACUCCACUUGCACCAUUCCUCGGCACGCCGCAGUCUGCGACGCUGCCUACAUCAAUGACUCCUUUUCUCCCGUCUCCCUCAGUCCCAAUGGUCGAAGCUUUCGAUUAUCCGCAUGCCCCUGGCACCCGGACCGUAGAUGACUCCAACGAUCCCCAAGUGCGCUUGAAGCGCGCACGCAAUACCACUGCAGCCAUAUUGUCUCGCAGACGGAGAGCUAGUGGUUCCAACGAGGCUCUCGAAAAGCCUAUUUCCGAGCAGGAGGCCCAAACCAAGGAGCUUGAGGAUGUGCGUGAACCUUCCGUUGAGAGUCCAGCCGUGCGAGCAGGAGCCGCAGCUAGAAGCGACAGUGUAACCGUGCCCUCGCCCUCCAGCCGUCGAAAAUCUCCUCACGCACGACAUGGGGGCAAGAACGACGAGAAGUGGGAGCCGGCCGCCAAAGGCGCUCUGGUUGCCGGUGCCGUCGAAGCCUUCCGCAGCCGCAACAUUCCUAGUCCCUGGACUGGCGAGAAGGGCCAGCGAAUUGCUACUGCUGCCCUUGGUGCCGCUGGUAUUGACAGCCUUGUAGACAAGAACCGAGAGAAGCACGGCAAGCGCACCGAGCGCGGUCCGACCGAGGUCGCCCUAGACACUGCCCGCAGCUUUCUCUCAAGCCUGCGCGCCGGCAAGGCGAAGUAUCCGGGCACCUCGCCGGCGCUCGACCGGGGCAUUGCAGAGCAGGAGGCUAGGGUCAAGGAGCUCGAAGAGACAAUCGGCAAGAAGCGCGAGGCCGGUGGCAGCGCAGAAGACUUGGAGGCCGAUAAAUGGGGUGAUGGCGGCCGCGGUGAGGAAGCUGCGUCUGCAGAGCUGGGUGGGAAUGCGGAUAUGCUUGGGCGGAAGCGCAAGAGAGCGAUGAGGGAGAGUAAGAGUGACGUCGAGGAAGAAAGUCGUAAGAAGCCUAGAAGGGGUGCUCAGGAUAGGGUCGGGGAAGUUACCAAGGAGAGGAGAAGCCUUGAUGGCGAUGGCGGUGCAGAGGCGAUGGACGUCGAAGAAGGCGAGGCGCACAGAGAGCCUGGAAAAGAGGAUGAUGAUGGCGAGAGGGAUAUCGUCGACGUUCUUUUGGAGCAGUGGACCAUUCCUGUGUAUUAGAAUUCUGCGGCAGUUUUCAUGAGGAGCUGGCUUAUCAUGCCUGCGAGCAUCUGACGACUUGAUUUUUUUUGGUCUUCAUGUUUAUAAGUACCUAUCUACAUACCAAGGUGCAUAUUGGUUCGAAUCAAUUCAAUGCAAACCUUUG